AUGCUCACCACCCGCGGUGUUGUCGCCCGCCUCUCGAAGAGAGCGUUGAAGAACGCCAACAAAACAAACGCGUUCUUCUCUUCGUCCGCUCUCAUCCAACGGGUCGCCAUUCCUGCCAGCACCCCUUCCCGCUCGACUACAUCUCGUCCUCAUGCCUCAGCGUCUCCCCUUGCCUCCCGCACUUACGCAACUGAAGCCAAGGGUGCCGUUGGUUCCGUAAAAACCGUCAUUGGUGCCGUUGUCGAUGUCCAGUUUGAGACGGACAACCUCCCGCCGAUCCUUAACGCUCUUGAGGUUCAAAACUUUAGCGGCGGUCGCCUCGUCCUCGAGGUAGCCUCUCAUUUGGGUGAAAAUUCUGUCCGCACUAUUGCCAUGGAUGGUACCGAGGGUCUCGUCCGUGGAACAAAAGUGGUUGAUACCGGCUCCCCCAUCAUGGUUCCAGUUGGCACGGCUACGCUCGGACGUAUCAUGAACGUCAUUGGAGAACCCAUUGAUGAGCGUGGCCCUAUCAAGGGCGUCAAACUCUGCCCCAUUCACGCUGACCCUCCCCCCUUCGUCGACCAGUCGACGACUGCUGAGGUUUUGGAAACUGGUAUCAAGGUCGUUGAUCUCCUCGCUCCUUAUGCUCGUGGUGGAAAGAUUGGUCUGUUUGGAGGUGCCGGUGUAGGAAAGACUGUGUUGAUUCAGGAACUCAUCAACAACGUUGCCAAGGCCCAUGGUGGUUUCUCCAUCUUCUGCGGUGUCGGAGAACGUACUCGUGAGGGUAACGAUCUGUACCACGAAAUGAUUGAGACCGGUGUCAUCAACCUCGAAGGUGACUCCAAGGUCGCUCUCGUCUUCGGUCAGAUGAACGAGCCCCCCGGUGCCCGUGCUCGUGUCGCUCUCACUGGUCUGACAAUCGCGGAAUACUUCCGUGAUGAAGAGGGUCAAGAUGUGUUGCUUUUCAUCGACAACAUUUUCCGUUUCACCCAAGCUGGUUCUGAAGUGUCUGCCCUUUUGGGUCGUAUUCCCUCUGCUGUCGGUUACCAACCCACCCUCUCGACUGAUAUGGGUGGCAUGCAAGAGCGUAUUACAACUACCAAGAAGGGUUCCAUUACCUCGGUGCAAGCUGUCUACGUGCCCGCUGAUGAUUUGACCGAUCCCGCCCCCGCCACUACCUUUGCUCAUUUGGACGCCACCACUGUGUUGUCUCGUGGUAUUGCCGAACUUGGUAUCUACCCCGCUGUCGAUCCUCUUGACUCAAAAUCCCGUAUGUUGGACCCCCGUAUUGUUGGACAAGAGCAUUACGAUGUUGCGACUGCUGUCCAGAAGAUCCUCCAGGACUACAAGUCCCUCCAGGAUAUCAUUGCUAUUCUUGGAAUGGACGAGUUGUCUGAAGAAGAUAAGCUGACUGUCGAGCGUGCUCGUAAGAUUCAGCGUUUCAUGUCCCAACCCUUCCAAGUCGCACAGGUCUUCACUGGUUACGAGGGCAAGCUUGUGCCGCUAAAGGACACCGUUCGCUCAUUCAAGGAGAUUCUCUCUGGACAACACGAUUCGCUUCCCGAGUCUGCAUUCUACAUGGCCGGGACAAUUGAAGACGUCAAGGCCAAGGCUGAGCAAUUGGCCAAGGACAUGGGCAACUAAAAUCGUACUUAUGUUUUGUAGAGUUUUUCUGUCGAGAAAAAGUUAAUAUAGUGAGUAUAGACUGCC
Laccaria bicolor S238N-H82 is the source of this 1689-nucleotide messenger RNA. RefSeq lists its product as uncharacterized. Bases 1 to 1623 code for a protein of 540 amino acids. The transcript is spliced from 7 exons. The record is from RefSeq and is a predicted model, not a curated record. NCBI's taxonomy places the organism in Eukaryota, Fungi, Basidiomycota, Agaricomycetes, Agaricales, Hydnangiaceae. Gene Ontology annotation, molecular function: ATP hydrolysis activity; proton-transporting ATP synthase activity, rotational mechanism; ATP binding. Gene Ontology annotation, biological process: proton motive force-driven mitochondrial ATP synthesis; proton transmembrane transport.